Molecule: messenger RNA, 2428 nt
Organism: Neltuma alba
Lineage: Eukaryota; Viridiplantae; Streptophyta; Magnoliopsida; Fabales; Fabaceae
Product: ethylene response sensor 1-like
Exons: 6
Coding region: 311-2101 (596 amino acids)
Biological process (GO): signal transduction; phosphorylation
Cellular component (GO): endoplasmic reticulum
Molecular function (GO): ethylene binding; ethylene receptor activity; protein binding
Source: RefSeq, a predicted model, not a curated record
AUGAGAUAGAGAAGAUCCGUCCGCACACUUAGCUCUAUCAUCAUAUUUAUGAACACCAACCAAUCUGAAAUUUUUGUGGGACUGUGACUUGAAUAUACUGAAGCAGCACUGGAGUUGCGAGAAAAGCAUAAUCUGAAAAACUGGGUAGCCUUCCUUGUUCGUGACAACGUUACUGGCUUUAACUCUGCAUUCUACUCGCCCUUGUCUCUUCUACUUCUUCCGCUGCUACGGUUUCUUUUCGCCGAUUUCUUUGGCUGGUGUGCUAAGGACGUCGUUGUCAGAGAUUUAUUGAGAAGGCUGCUACACUAUUAUGGAGUCCUGCGAUUGCCUUGAGCCACAGAAUUGGCCCCUGGAUGGACUUCUCACGAAAUACCAGUACAUCUCGGAUAUUCUAAUAGCGUUUGCGUAUUUCUCGAUUCCUUUGGAACUGAUAUAUUUUGUUCAGAAGUCUGCAUUCUUCCCAUACAGAUGGGUUCUUAUCCAGUUCGGUGCUUUCAUUAUUCUUUGUGGAGCAUCUCACUUCGUAAGCCUGUGGACAUUCUUCCUGCCCUCUAAAGGUAUUGCUAUGGUCAUGGCAAUGGCUAAAGCCUUGUGUGCUAUUAUAUCCUGCGCCACAGCACUAAUGCUUGUUCACAUUAUCCCUGAUCUGAUGAGCGUCAAAACUCGGGAACGUCUUCUCAAGAUCAGGGCUGAAGAGCUUGAUAGAGAAAUGGGGCUUAUUCUUACUCAAGAAGAAGCUGGGAGGCAUGUCAGGAUGUUAACUCAUGAGAUCAGAAGCACGCUUGACAGGCAUACCAUUCUCAAGACCACUCUUGUGGAGUUGGGAAGAACUUUGGGCUUGGAGGAAUGUGCACUGUGGAUGCCCUCAAGAUGUGGUCUUCAUCUUCAACUUUCACACACAUUGAGUGGUGCACAUGUUAGCUCCUGCGUCCCGACAAACCUUCCUAUCGUUAAUGAAGUUUUCAAUAGCCCUCGAGCGAUGAGGGUUCCACACACAUGUCCCCUGGUCACUAUUAAACCUGUUGUUGGAAGAUACAGAUCACCUGAGGUGGUUGCUGUGAGAGUUCCUCUUUUGCAUCUCUCAGACUUUCCAAUCAAUAAUUGGCCAGAUCUUUCUGCAAAGAGAUAUGCCAUCAUGGUCUUGAUCCUCCCUACCGACACUGGUAGAAAAUGGCGAGAUCACGAAUUGGAACUUGUUGAUGUAGUAGCAGAUCAGGUGGCAGUAGCUCUUUCACAUGCUGCUAUAUUGGAGGAGUCUAUGAGAGCCAGGGAUCAACUCAUGGAACAGAAUGUUCAUUUAGAUUUGGCACGACGAGAAGCAGAAAUGGCAGGCCAUGCUCGGAAUGAUUUCCUUGCUGUCAUGAAUCAUGAGAUGAGGACGCCAACGCACGCGAUUAUGGCAUUGUCAUCGCUUCUCUUGGAGACUGAACUCACUUCUGAGCAGAGGAGCGUAAUAGAGACAACAUUGAAGAAUAGCAACAUGUUGGCAACACUUGUUAGCGACGUUAUAGAUCUUUCUAGGCUAGAAGAUGGUAGCCUUCAAUUAGAAUUGGGAAAAUUUAACCUUCAUGCGGUUCUGGAAGAGGUUAUUAACUUGAUAAAGCCAAUAGCAUCUGUGAAGAAAUUACUUGUGACUUUAACUCUGGACCCCGAUGUGCCUGUCUUUGCCAUUGGAGAUGAGAAACGUCUAAUGCAAACCCUUUUAAACGUUGUGGGUAAUGCUGUGAAAUUCACUAGACAGGGCUAUGUUUCUGUGAGAGCAUCUGUUGGGAAACCGAAAGUUUUGCAGGAUCGGCGACCUCCUGAAUUUUAUCCGGCAGCAAGUGAUGGUCAUCACUACGUUAUAAUACAGGUUAAGGACUCUGGAUGUGGCAUUUCGCCACAAGAUAUUCCUCAUAUUUUUUCCAAAUUUGCUGAGUCUCAAAGAGGACCAAGCAGUGGUGCAGGGCUUGGACUAGCCAUUUGUAAAAGAUUCGUGAAACUUAUGGAAGGUGACAUGUGGAUUGAGAGUGAAGGCAUAGGGAAAGGGACUACAAAUACGUUCAUGGUGAAGCUCGGGAUUUGUGGGAAUGCCAGCUGCAAACGGAGGCCAAGCAUAUGAUGAGCUCUUUUCCCGAUAGACUCGCUAUCAAACAAGUUUUUGAAACAAAGAACAGUAGCGUCGAACCAGGUGACACAUCCGAGAUUUUGUUUGUCCCAUUAAUAACAAAUUUGUCCCUGUCGCUUCGCCAUAUUAUGCAAAAGCAAAAUAAGCCAUUAUUGUCUCAUUAUCUCUUCGUUAUUUAUUAACGUAACUGUUACUCAUCCAGUUACAUGAUUGAAACCAGUUAUUACAUACUCCCUCCACUAUUUAUAAGCUUUCAAGUUUAGAAAGGAGUGUGAUACAUUUUAUAAGUUUCAAUUUAAAUUUAGCUUAACAUUUAAUGCA